ACUUCAAAGAGUCACAAAUCACCCUUAAUCAAAAAGGGUGCAGAAAUUUUUUUUGGGCCCUCCCCGCCAUGAGCUCCUACGUAGCCAAUUCAUUCUAUAAGCAGAGCCCCAAUAUCCCUUCCUAUAACAUGCAAACUUGUGGGAACUAUGGAUCGGCCUCAGAGGUGCAGGCAUCCAGGUACUGCUACGGUGGAUUGGACUUAAGCAUCACUUUCCCACCGCCUGCGCCUUCCAACUCUCUCCACGGGGUAGACAUGGCUGCCAGCCCCCGGGCUCACCCCGAACGCCCCGCCUGCAGCGCCACGGCCGCUCCGGGACGCGCUCUGGGCAGAGACGAAGCGGCUUCUCUGAACCCCGGGAUGUACAGCCAGAAGGCGGCCCGCCCGGCGCUGGAGGAGCGAGCUGCGAGCGCUGGGCAGAUCAAAGAGGAGCAGGCGCAGCCUGGGCAGCCCGCAGCGCGGAGCCAGCCGCCGGCCCCGCCACAGAUUUACCCGUGGAUGACCAAACUGCACAUGAGCCACGAGACGGACGGCAAGCGGUCGCGAACCAGUUACACGCGCUACCAGACCCUGGAACUCGAGAAAGAAUUCCACUUUAACCGCUACCUCACUCGCCGCAGGCGCAUCGAGAUCGCCAACAACUUGUGUCUCAACGAGAGACAAAUCAAGAUCUGGUUCCAGAACCGAAGGAUGAAGUGGAAGAAAGAUUCCAAGAUGAAAAGCAAAGAGGCGCUUUAGAGGCAGCGGGACGAUGCCCCGCAAGCCGGCGGUGCUCCCCGCCUCUCUCCUGACUUCCCUUCUCCGUUUUCUUCUCUUUCUGUAUUUUGGGGCCAAGGGAGGGGUGGGGGCUCUCAGACAAAAAAAAAAAAAUGCUCUUUCCUUCGGCAUCCUCAUUACCACCGACCUACCUACCCCGGAGCUUCCGUGGGGGACUGCCCUGUCUCCCCUCAUCUGGGUUUAACCAACACCAGAGGCCUGAAACAGGCUGGCAUGGAGCGAAUCCGGCUGGGCCUGGGUGGACUCUCUUUCACUCCCAGGUCUUUGGGGCCCACCCUGAAGUGGCUGUGGACCGGUCUAGUGCCACGGGCCCCUGGCUCAGGCCCUGCAAGCCUUGCUCUCUCCCUUUGUUCCUGAUGAGGCGGGCCAAAGCUGCUGCAAGGCUGACGGGAGAGUGAGAGAGUGCCUGAGCCGAUGGGAAGUGGGUCUGCAAUCUUGGGGUGCUUCCUGUUAGAGAUUUAACUGUAUCUUCACUUAGUGG
Messenger RNA from Ochotona princeps (American pika), 1257 nucleotides. It is a transcript of the gene HOXC5, whose product is annotated as homeobox C5. Bases 69 to 737 code for a protein of 222 amino acids. The transcript has 2 exons. NCBI's taxonomy places the organism in Eukaryota, Metazoa, Chordata, Mammalia, Lagomorpha, Ochotonidae. Gene Ontology annotation, molecular function: RNA polymerase II cis-regulatory region sequence-specific DNA binding; DNA-binding transcription factor activity, RNA polymerase II-specific. Gene Ontology annotation, cellular component: nucleus. The record is from RefSeq and is a predicted model, not a curated record. Gene Ontology annotation, biological process: embryonic skeletal system morphogenesis; regulation of transcription by RNA polymerase II; anterior/posterior pattern specification.